Molecule: messenger RNA, 4717 nt
Organism: Liolophura sinensis
Lineage: Eukaryota; Metazoa; Mollusca; Polyplacophora; Chitonida; Chitonidae
Product: multivesicular body subunit 12B-like
Exons: 10
Coding region: 283-1131 (282 amino acids)
Biological process (GO): viral budding; regulation of epidermal growth factor receptor signaling pathway; virus maturation
Cellular component (GO): late endosome; ESCRT I complex
Source: RefSeq, a predicted model, not a curated record
CGACACAACGGAAGUGACAAUGACAGCAUAACUGAAAUUAAGAAGUUUUGACUUCCGUAUAAUACUUUUGACAGAAAUAUCAGACAGCUUGUGACUCGUCAGAAUCUUAGUGGGUUGUCAAAAUGGCCUCCUGAGGACGGCUAUUUUGGACGAAGGACUAGUAUACCAGACUAAAGUCGUCGUUGUUGUGGUUAUUGUUGUUGUUGGAAGAGUGACUGUCUGCAAAGGAAUUUCUUGGAAGAGAUCUUUCUAAUACCAUUUGGCACACGUCGAGACGGGGAAAUGCAGGAUAUGCGAGAUGCCCUCCCUGGGGCAGAUGUCAUGCCGGUCACAGGGUUGUGCAUUGUAGCUGACCCAUCUAACUGCCCUCCAGGUCAUACUCUGAUUGACAAGACCUAUGACAGACGUGAAGAUGCUGACUUAUGGAAAGACAGGUUUUUUGGAAGACGGAUCACCAGGUACAUGUGUAUGGAGAACUCUAGUCCUACUACGGAGAAGGAUAUUUUGGUAGACAUCACUGUUAUCAAUGAAAAGGAUCCCGUACCGGCUGGCUAUGCUUGUCAAGAAUAUACCCAAGACACCCGUGAGAAAGCUAUGAAGAAGAAGCAGCUGUGCCUACGGUGGAUGAACAUUUCGCUGACCCAGGAUGCUAUAUCUGAGAUCAUGUUGAUGAGCCGCGGGAGGCGCACGCCUGCCGGUUUCACACUGGUAGGAGAGCUGAACAAUUUACAGCUGUGCUUUAAAAUGGGGCAAAUAAGUCGUCCCUCUCCCACGGAGACUGUGGCUAACAGCUUGCCCCCCUCAUACAUGUCAAAACCCCCCACAUACACCAUGGAUGCUCGACUGAACGGUCCUCCAGCCACUCAGCUCCCAUAUGGCGUCACUCCUAACCAUAGCAAUACCACGUCUUCGACACUCCAAAGGUCCCCACCGGGUGACAGACAUUUGCUAAAUCCUUUAGCAGGAAUACCUUGGCAGCUCAACCCCAAGCUAACUGCAGACACUAGCUUUAGAAAUGACACAAUAACACAAAUUUCUUUUAAAUCAUAUGCGGAUAUUGAAAAUCAGUAUUCCUACAAGUUUACAACCGAGCACAGUGCAGCAGCUAGGAUGCCCCCAGAGCUUAGCUGAAACGCUGGUUGUUACAGUCAGUUCAACAACAACAGUGACAAGAACAACAACAAGUGAAUUCUGUCCAGUCAAUUUAUAGUGUACAAGCUGUAAUAUUGGAUGUAAACUUGUGGAUAUGCGUUGCAAAUGAAUAAAAAUAGAAAGUGUGACGUGCUACACAAAGGCAUGAAACCAAGCUCUCCAUCUGAUGUAUCUGUGUACAUAAACCCAUGCAAGAGUUUCCGUUUUCGAGGUAACAAAAUACUGCCUUUGAAGGGGUCAUGUCGCUUGGCAUGCUUAGAGGAGAAGAAAAUUUAAUUAUCACUCAAAUACGAUUGAAAAGAGUAUGUAUUUCUUCGCAGGUGCAUGCCAUAAAAAAAUUCUGAUAUAUACCUCAAGUUGAUAAAUUAUAGGUAAAGUCAGCGCCAAAAUCUGCUGUGGGCGACUCCAUUGUGCCAAAGAACUAGUCCUGAAGUCUUCUAUGUUAGAAGGAGAAUUGCCGUCGGAAACCGCAGAAGUGCAGUGUGUACAUUUCCGGUAGAACUCCUCUUCCCAUAAGGAAGGGAACAGUACAGUUCUUUUUCCGCUUGACCAUCGGGAAACCGGAAUGUUGGACGAAGGUUCCGAGUUUACACGAACAAGCCGGCAGUUUUAAUGACUCUCACUGGCUGAGUGGCAACACACCCCUGGCAUAAAGUACAGGGUGUUAAAGAUAAAGGAUGCGAUGGACUCCGCGAUUUAUACCAGCUUUGCCAUUUUUAGGCUUUGCGUGUAUGGCGAGGAAAAAUCGCAAAAUUAUGCAGCAGGCACCACGAGAUAGAAUGUUAUGUUUUCUAAGUUUUCUUCUCCUUUAAGGCAAAUCCGUGCAUCUUAGCAAGGGUGGGAAUGUACUAUAAUGACUCUUAUCUACAAAAGAUGACUGUGAAGAUUUCUUGACUUACCUUGCAAAUCCACGAUUAUAAACAUUUCAUGAAGUAAGCCAUGGAUUAUGGAUAAUGUUAAUCGCAGUAAAUCACCUGAAAUAUGAUUCCAUGUGAUUUUUCACCAACUAACCCACCAGGUCUACUAAGUUAGCUGCCAAAAAAAAAAAAAAAAGAAAGAAAGAAAAAGAAACCAGUUGUACUGUUAUGUCGAACUUAAUUCUUGAUUCUUUUUUCUUACCAACUGAUCACCCAAGUUGCACUAAAACAUCAAACACUAUAGAGCAAAAAAAGUCACCUUUAACAUUGUUGUAAGAUCAUAAUUGGAAAGCCACGUUUUUGUGUUCAUCGCUCUUGACCACAGUUUAAAGCCUAGGUAUGAAUUUCAAUGGUCUCUUUUGGGGCAAUAACAUUGUUUCUUGUUAAAAGAAUUCUUGAGUAAUGUCCAAUCAAAUAAAUCUAAUCCAAGAAGGCGUUUGUCUUUAUAUUGAUGGUACACUGGACAAAGUCUAGAGUAAAACUGUCUGCCAAAACAGAGCAUUAUAACUACUGCUCACAGUUGCUUUGUGGCUGUUCUGUGUGCCACUGUUUCAUCAGUACAGGCAGAUAUCAUCGUACAAUGCAGUUCAAUGCACAAAAUGAUCAAAAUGAAUGAUAAAUAAUGUUGUGUGUGUAUACAAGGUCUGAAAGUCUUAAUAGCUUUGAAGUUCUUUCUUGGGGAUGACAUUUUAUUGAGAUCAGAUGCUCAUCAUCCUGACAUCAGAUGAUAGACAGUUAAAAGUUACUGUAAAAAGUGAUAAAUUGUAACAUUGUAGAAGUUUUGCUCCAAUCAAGUUGUGACGUAAAAUUGGCUUGUAACCGUUAUUGGCAUCAAAGGGGAGACAAUUGUGAUGAGGUUUGUCUGAUUAGGAGGAGAAUUUGCCGGAACCAAUGCUGUAAAGGAAAAGACGACUGAAAACUGAAGUAUGCAUGAUGAGAACGCUCAAAUCUAUAUCCAAGAGUACUUUUACUCGCUGAUUAGUCCUGAGAUUAAUAUUGAUGGACUAUCUUAAUCCCAGGUAUAUUCUUGAGUACGGCGUAAAAAAACAAUCAAAUAAAUUUAUCCCAGGUUAUUCUUUUUAAAACUGAAUUAAAUGCAUUCAAAUGUUUGAAGUCAAAUGUUGGUUUCAUGAACCAUAUUGCAGGAUUCUAUGAUGUCACAUCACCUUUUUCCUCAUUGGUUUCACCAGCCUUGGUAAUUUUUAUGGAUGCUAUUUAUGUAUGUUUUUUUUUUACCUGUAAGUAAGAAGAGCUAUUCCAGCUGUGUUUAGAGUGGGGAGACCUUCAUGGACACCUGCUUUAUAGUUCAUAAAGUCCAGCAUCCGGUUCAAACGGUUGAAUAAUGCAUUUAAUUUAAAAGAAAAAAACAUAAAAUUGUGAAAAAAAAGGGUAAAGGUAUUUUUACGCAUGGUUUUCAAUUGUCGAUCUGAAGGAACUUUCUUUAUUUUUGGUUAUCUUGCACUUUAAUGAUUUCUAACAGUUAGUGCCAACACAUUACAUGGUAUGUAUUAUUAAUACUUAAUAAUAUCUUUUUUUUUUGCUUUCAAAAGAGAUCUUUUUGUUGAAGAAGAAAAGUUUAAAACCAACAUGAAUGCUCUAUGCGAAUAUAUGAAUAUAAACUAUUGUGGAAGACACAUGUACAUACAUCUGUACUAUCUUUUCUGCAACUGUUUGCUUGAUACCUUUGUCAUAGAAGUAGCACAUUUUUUUUUUAAAUAGUAAUUUUUUUGCCUGUUUGACCAUGAUUUAUGUACAUGUAGGUGUCAUUGAUGUAUUCAAGAAUAAGAAUAAACUUUUCUUCAUAGUGAAGAGCUUCCUGCUAUAAUAAUGGCUUUCGUGAUCUGCUGUACCCUACAAUUAUUCUACAUCUUAACAAUAUAUACAGACAAUGAUUUAGGCUUUGUAAUGUUGAUUUUAAUUCUGUGUUCUUUUCUGUUUAUGGAAAUUUUCUAGUUUGUAUAUGGCAUACAGUAUAAUAUACACUCAACAAAAGUAUAAACCCAAAAACCAAAAAUAACCUGCUAUUUCUGACCACUCUGUUUUCACGCUGCCAUAACUCCUGGAUUAUUGCCCUAAAAUGUGAAAAUCUGGUGGAAAUUGAAGCCCCAAUUGAUAAUGAAUAUUUACCCAAAUUGUUGAGUUAACAUCCUAUUUAAUACUGAGAGAAAACAAUAAAAAGUUUGCUUGAUGCGUUUAUAUUUUUGUUGAGUAUAAUAUCUGUAGUAUGUGGUAUUCAUUUAAGCUCUUUGGAGUAUUUUGGUUUUAAGAUUGAAAUGCUCUUGUUAGUGAGUAUGAUGUAUUUUAGAUUGAAGUGUAUUUCAGAGUAUGUUGAUAUUUCAGAUAUGUCAGCUAAAUAUACAUGUAGGUGUUUUUUCCAUGAUUCAUGGGUUCAAAUCUGACUUGUGACCAUUUGUUUUCUAUGUAAGUAGAUCAGCUGACUGAUACUAGCAGCCACAUAUAUGUUUCAUGUAACUAAUUAGACCUGGCACUUUGUGUUAAUUUUAAAACUUGGAAAACUAAACAUUAGAAUCUACAACAGAUCCACAUUGUGGUGUUCUUUGUUUUUUAUUUAAAGCUCUAGUCACUUUCCUGUCUGACUGUUUUAUAUGCCCUCUUCGCCUUAAACGAAAAAAUUAAAUCUUCAUGUA